AUGGACCGCAAAAGACCGGUCCUAGGUGGUUCGGUUCGGUUCCCUCAAUAUCUGGCCUUGAAUGGUGCACUCAAAGGCAAUACUCGUUACCGAUUUGCCUUUACAGAAGGGGGUUAUCGCAGCUACCACGGACGUCGCCCCAAGAGAGGGGGCCGCUCUGCAGCGGACGAUCGGACAACCAUGUUGGACAAAGAAACAGGAUUUUGGGUCCCAAUCCCAGCGAAUUACACGGCCCCUCACACGCCAGAAGAUCUCAUUGAGGCAGAGAACGACAUACGCAUUCAGGAUCGUCGUUGCAUCGCAUAUGUCCACCCAGAGACUCGCAAAGCCUUCAAGGAACUCAAUGCCUCUCGUGAGCCCGGCGAUCCGGAGAUCCACCCUCUCCACGUUUAUGAUAUUUCAGAGGGGGAAGAGGCAGCGUUGGUGGCAGGCCUCAAAGGGGAAGAGGCAGCCUACAAGUUCCGAAAGCCCUGGGAGGAGGGCCACAGCCGCUACCAAGGCUCCUUACCUCAAGAAGGUGCCCAAAAUGCUGCAGAUAGGCGUACGGAAAUGUGGGACAACGAAACACAGAUGUACUGCAUGCUCCCUGCGGGUUACAUGGCCCCACACGACCCCCAGGACUAUGUUGACGCUGUCAACCAUGAACUGGCUCGAGCUGAGCAGCAUCGUCGCUCUGCAAUUAUUCUUGCACGUCGCCAACUUCGUCCACGUAAGGAAGAAGGGAAGAAGGAGAAAGUCACAGCAUUAGAGGACUGGGAAGCCCCAGAUCCCAUGAUCGAGAGUGACGUCACUGGGUCCGAUUAUGAAGAGGGACGGCUGGUGAAGGCUUGGACAAUGACAACUGGUCCUGGUAUUGGAAGACAUGACAAGUUGCUCUGGUAG
Laccaria bicolor S238N-H82 is the source of this 882-nucleotide messenger RNA. RefSeq lists its product as uncharacterized. The transcript has 3 exons. NCBI's taxonomy places the organism in Eukaryota, Fungi, Basidiomycota, Agaricomycetes, Agaricales, Hydnangiaceae. Bases 1 to 882 code for a protein of 293 amino acids. The record is from RefSeq and is a predicted model, not a curated record.